GAGGCGUUAUUCGAUAUGACGGAGUAUUAUGAAAGCGCAACGACAUUGUCUAUCGCUGGGCCGCGGCAAUUUGGCAUCCGAGGGUGGCAGGCCGCUUCUAGGAUGAUCAAAAAGAGUGCCGAUCUAUCAGAGCUGGAGAUAUCGGACGCGCCGCUAGAAGCCUCUCAUGCUCCAGUCUUGGCUCGGUCCAUAAGAGCACAUACCUGCACCUUAAGAGCGCUGUGCUUGCAGCGGGUGUGUCUCACCGGGGAACCAUUGUUAUGUUUAGUGAUAGCUCUGAAAUCGAACAGUUCUAUAAGGGAGCUCCGACUAUGCGACAAUCGGCUCGGCGUGUCGGACGCGGCGCAACUAGCGUCACUACUGCGGUACAACACACGCAUACAACUGUUGGACCUCUCCAAUAAUAUUAUACAGGAUGCUGGAACAGCCCACUUGGCUGAUGCUUUAGCUGAACAAGCAGCUCAGUCACCGCCUUCUGCGGCAGCUUCACCUCUGUCGCCGCACCGAUGUCAAGUGGGAGGUCACGACGCGCGGGGACUGGCGUUUUUAGUCUUAUGGAACAAUCAAUUGACUAGAAAUUGUGCACCAUAUCUCAGUAAAGCGGUGCGCUCGAGCCCGUCGCUGUGCGUGCUGAACGUGGGCCGCAACGCGCUGGGCGGCGAGGCCGUGCGCGCGCUGCCCCGCGGCGCCGCGCUCGCCUCGCUGGGGCUGCAGGCCGCGCGCCUGGCGCCAGACGCCGCGCCGCCGCUGGCCGACCUCAUACGGGCCGACACCAACUUACAGCGAUUAGAUCUCCGCGAGAAUCGACUGGGCGCGGCUGGUCUACAGUUACUACUGAACGCUAUGAAGGACAACUCCACGCUCACACAAAUUGAUCUAGACGAGCCGCCUAACCAAGAAUCCUCAACUCUCCUCGCGGAGGACUCGGAGACGGCACUAAUCCGUCGCAUCACGCGCGAGAUCCGAGCGGCCUGCACUCGCAACGUGGCGGGUACCACAGACCCGGCGCACGACACGGCACUGCCACACGACGCCGCGCUACAUCGGAAGAUCAGUCUCACCUGUCAUACUGCGUGUUUGAUAAGGCAAGGCCUGGGUGGCGGCGAGGAGGAGCGGCGCGUGCGGCUGCUCCCCUCCCCCGCCGGCAGCCCCGUCCCCGCGCCGCACCCCACCUCGCGGUUCAUGGUGACUCGUGUGACUCCGGAGCGAGACUCGUCAACAGACAGCAAUGGUUCCUCCUCCUCCGCGUCCUCCACCCCGACCAGGCUCGCAUACUGUCCUCCGUCGAGGUUCCGAGUCGUACAGGUCCUAGAACCACCUCAAAUACAAGUGCACCCAGCGUCCAGUCAGCCUAGAAAAUCUCCAUCACGGUUUUCAGUGACCAGAAAUUACGAUUCGGUUUAUAACCCGAAUCCAACGCCACCGAACAGUCCGGCGCAACCAACUCUAUACACUCAACUACAAAACGAUGUCGUCACACAAUUAAAACACGAAGCUAACGUUAGUGCUCAAGCGAAAAAUUUAACAGACGUUAGCGCUCAAGCGAAAAAUUUAAUUGACGUUAGCGUUCCAAUGAAAAAUUUAAUUGACGUUAGCGUUCCAAUGAAAAAUUUAAUUGACGUUAGCGGUCAUGGGACAAAUCUAACAGACGUUGGCGCUCAAGCGAAAUGUAUACCAGUUACCGCUACUAGUCAGAAAAGCGAAAUCAAUGUUAACGCUGAACAGAAAAAGGAAGCCACUGUAAGCGCUCAACAGAAUAAAUUUGUAGAAGUUACCGCUCAACCGACAAUCGAAGUCAGUGUAAGCGGUCAACAAAAAAGCGCUCAAGAGAAAAAUUUAACAGACGUCACCGCUAAACAAAUAAGCGAAGCUGUUAUAAGCGGUGAACAGAAAAAUAUUCCUCAUACGAGUGCUCAAGAGAUAAAAUUAACCGGAGUUAGCACUGAACUCAAAAAUGAAGACAAAAUUGAAUUUAUUGAAGUGUCGACUAAAGAUAAUGUUCAAAGUAAAUCAGAAAUACAUAACGAUGUACAUACACAAAUCAAACAUGAUAUAGAUAUCAAACCUAAGAAGAUAAUAACUACACAAGUAAGAAGCGAAGCGAUGAAACAAUCUAAGAAUGAAUCUUCAAAAGAAAUUAACCCAAGCGAUCACAAUGCAACUGAAACGACGAAAAAUCUAGUUACAACGCAAAUUAGUCACUAUCCCACUCAAAAUAAAGCGGAAAUCGACGAUAAAUCUAAAUUCGGUAUCAACAAACAUUCAGAUUUAACUGAUACAGCAAUGUUCAAAAAUAUUGUUACGACACAAGUUCAGAAAGAGCAAAUAAUACAGAAAAAUGAUGAUUUUAAAACGCAAAAUCAAAAUUUAGAGACCAAAUCUCUAAUCGAAACGGAUUUGGCUAAAGAAUUAAACAACGUAUGUCUUAUAAUGGGUAAAAGUAACAUAAGUGAAGUCGAUGAAACUAUAUCAAAGGAAAUCGACAACAAAGUUGGUAUUAAAAAUAUACCGAUUAGCAACAUAACAGUAUUCAGAACUGAUAUUGGUGUCAAGCCUGACAAACAAUCAACAAUACCAGUUACUCUUGAAGAAAAAUCUGUAACUGGAGAGAAGUCUAAAAGAGAUUCAGACGCAACGAAAUACGACACAGUAUCAGAGACCCAAGACGAACAUGCAAAUAGAAAAACAGAGCUUCCUACCGAAACUUCGGUUAAAAAUACAAGGACACACAAAGGCGAAUCGAGUAAAACAAAGACUUCACCGUCGCAAUCUAUUUUACCGAAGCCUUGCAUAGCAACUAUAGAAGAAUCCCCUGAAAACGACGACGUAGACAUAACUGAUUCCGGAAUGAAAACGAAUGAUACAAUAAAAGAGAACAGUAAAAACGAUGAGUGUAUAAAAACAGAUAAAGAACACGUUGAAACACGUGUUCCGAGUGAAACAAAACCAGAUGUGAUAACUAGUAUUAAACCACAAUAUAAAAGUGAAAUUAGUUAUAGUGAAGUGUUAAAAAGUGACAAAAAAACCAAAGUGUUUAACGACCAAACUAGUAGACAUAGUGUAAAUCAAUCUAAAAUAGUGAAUAAAAAUAGUGUAACUCAAAGUUUAGUACCUGUCGAUAGCAUUAUAUUAAAGAAGAAUAAAAGUGAGUCCAGUUUGGACAGUCCAGACUUAGAAGUUUCACGAUUUAUGGGUAGCAAUAUUGAAACUAGUGUGUUUGAUAGUAACUCCUCGCUAGAAAUCUCUGGGAGCUCUAUGGAGAGCUUGAAUGAACAGAAACCUAUUCAAGAACUAGAUAGAAGAAAAGUUGGGGCGCUCUCUAAUGAAGGGAGCCUUGAAUCCGGGAGCGAAGUUACCCCUGUUAACAGCGGAAACUUCCUCAACCUAUCCGUCAGCUCGAAUGAAAGUGUUUCGCCAAUAUUUGGGAAGACCAAAGUCAUUCACGACUCCUUAUCGAGCUUAGAAGCCAGUGUCAGCUCUUUAGACUCGAAGGACAGGGUGAUGGUGACGUCAGCUGAUUCUGGCAUAGAGUACUCACUGCAGCACCCUACUGAGAACAAAGAGGACAAUUCCUCCAACGAGGGUACUCUAACAAACAAUUCCAGUUUAAAGGAAUCCAUCAAAAAACCUGAAGCUUUCCAUUUAGUCGACAGCGCUUCGCCUAAGCGCACGUCUAGUUUGUUAGACGUGCCCGCGCUAGAAAAUAAGGGUAUAAGGGAUCGGAUUAGAAAGAUUUCCUGGGUAGCACCCUCACCCAGCUUCCAUAUACCCCGUCCAGAAGAAAAAGAAGCGAAGCCAUCUCAUCUAGAGAAGCUUCUAAGUAUAUUCCAGCACCCAAGCUCAAUAUUUUCUAGAAGCUUAACGACUGACGAUGAUAAAAAGGUUUCGAGCACACCUCCAAGAAGAGAUCUGUCUCUAUCUAGCUCUUUCUGGUCUUGGGGCUCAGCGGUAGAGAAAGAAAGAGAAGAAGAUAGUUCAGAAGCUACAGACUCGACACUGUCAGAGAGAGUGCAAGUCUCAUUCGUAGACGAAUCGUUCUCAAAGAAACUCGAUUCGAAGACUCCUUCAACGGACACAGAUAAUACAUUGAGCGAGUUCCACUCGUUCCCAACACAUGAAAGCGAAGUAGAUGAAAAGGUUACCCUGACCACCGAAGAUAUUAUAGUACAAAAUAUAGAUUUAAGCGUAAUUAAUAAUACUAGGAAAGAAGAAAAAGAUGAUAAGGAACAGAGGCCAAGGUCUUUCGCGGCCGUUCUAAAGAGUUCAGGCUCAGAGAACUCCUUAGAAAAACAAAUUAAUAGUGAAAACGGACAACCAGUCGACAAGCUACCCAGUAAAGUGAUUCGAGGCAUCAAAGAGAAUAUAAGCCCAGAAAACACAUUGACCUCAAGCAUGUCCAACACAGAAGCGUUGGCGGAAGAACUAGAGAAACAAGUGCGAAUUUCGGCCGUCAGUAUAUGGGAUCCAAGUAAAAUUGAGCCCAAAACUGAUGAUGUUAAAGCCCCAAGUGAUUUGGCACCGAUAGCGACCAUUGAAGAAACUUUAGAUGAAGACAAUCCUCUACAGUUAGCGUAUAUAGAUGACAAAUUAGAUGAAUUGAAUAUAGAGAACCGAGUUCUGGACUCUGAUAAACAAUCCAAGUCUACAGAGAUUGAUUUGGGCAGAGACGCACUUUCGUACUUGAUUUACGAAAAUAGAGAUUUCGAAAUAGGGUCCGAAAGCGUAGUGAAGACUACAGCACAGCAGGGGUCUUUAGCUGAAGAAUUGAAAGAAGCUGAAAUCAAAGAAAUAUUAGACUUAUCCCCUGAAUUAGUUAUCGACGAGAAUUUACAAGAGAAUGUCUUCACGCCCAAAGAAAUUAUCGGUUUGCGGACAUCACCAAUAAUACCGGAACGGGCGAAGCUUAAGAAAUCUAAUUCAUUGGAGAAUUUGCCGCAGUGUUCGGACGAUAAGAGUCCGAAAACUAAAACUAUUGCUUUUAAAGUACCAGAGAGUACUACGCCGAGAGAUAUACCUGAACGUAGAUCAAGAUUGAGGACACGAAGUGGUUCCAGUCCAAAAUCUUUACCAGAGAGCUUAAACAAGCCUUGCCCGUUGACUAAAAUGGAGUCCAUUUUGAGUAAGAAGAAAAAGAAGGUGUCUUCUUUAGGGAAAAUAGCUAAGGAUUCUCUCCUCGCAUUGAACAUGAGUGAGGAGGAGAUAGCGGAGUUCAGAAGGUCAUAUAAACUGACAUCUGUUGAGAGUUUGAAAUCGCUAGAGUCAGUUUCUGAGAGCGGCAACUCGGUGGACUCCCGAUGUAGGGCUUGUUUGAGGCAGUCCCAAGAAAGUUUGAUGUCUUUGGAUUCCAUAUCUGAAGAUUGCCGAUGCACAGAUGAUUGUGAACGACCCGGUAUGUCGGGAAGAUAAAUUGUAUCAAGUUUUCUAAAAUAUAUUACUUAAUAAAUCACGUGAAUUAUAGAACUUAGGCAGUUGUCUCACCGGCAACGAUGAAUACCUAACGAGUAGAGUUAGAAUGGGAAACGAGUUGGUGACUCGCGGGGAACUAGUGCGUAUAGUUCCGAUAGUUAUUCCGUAUAGUCCGUAUUAAUUCGCAUGUAAACACCACAUGUGGGAUGUAGGCUUUUGUGACGUCAUCCGUUAAUUUGUUUUCAUUGAUGGUCUAUGUGCAUGAGCUGUCAUUUGACAUGACACACGUCAAAUGUCACAAGACAGGAGACAGUCAGCGAUCAACUAUUCAUAUAUGCAUCUCUUUUGUUUAUCUUGUCUAUUAUGAGCGAGAAAAUAGUCCAUAGUUAGUCGUUUUCUCGUCAGCGGUGGGACAAGAGCCUUACGAUCGAACUUAAACGUCGCUAAAUUCUAAGGCGCUCUCAUCAAUACUUCUGCCAAUACAAUAUUUUUUAAUAAAAUGACAGGGAUGGCACAACUUAAAAUUUAGUUGCGUUUCAGUAGGGCUUUAGCCGAUUCGGAGUCGCGGAGAACCUAACGGGUAACCGGGGCUCCGGCUCGACGUGCAGGAGAAGGAAC
Molecule: messenger RNA, 6024 nt
Organism: Spodoptera litura
Lineage: Eukaryota; Metazoa; Arthropoda; Insecta; Lepidoptera; Noctuidae
Molecular function (GO): protein binding
Source: RefSeq, a predicted model, not a curated record